AAAGCUUGUUGGUAAACUAUUGGUCGAUUAGGAAAAAUGUUGGUUGUCAUUUCGAACGAAAUAAUUAAAUAUUUAACGGGUAUUUACUAUUAAUAAAAGUGGCCUGCCUCUAGACAAUAGCUUAAAAUGUUAAAGGAUAAUAUAAACACAUUAGCAGAAGAUUUAGAAAGACAGGAGCUUGAAGCCCCAAACGGCACCGCUACGUACGAAGUUUACGAACAAUUGUUAGCUAUUUAUUUAUGCCAGAACGAUUUAUGUAAUGCUAAGUAUUUAUGGAAACGAAUACCCGAUGUGGUAAAAUUAUGCAAGCCUGAAUUAGGACAAAUAUGGACUGUUGCUCAACAUAUGUGGCAAAGGGACUUUCCUGCCGUUUAUAGAGCAUUAACAAGUGUUAAAUGGUCGGAUACAGUUGCAGAACUUAUGAAUCUUGUUCAAGAAAAUGUAAGAAGUAGAGCUGUGGAUUUGAUAGCACAAUCUUUCUCAUCAAUAGCCCUUGAAACUGUGGCAUCCAUGACAGAUCUUAAUGUUGAAGUUGCCGGGGCAGCUUGUAUUGAAAAAGGGUGGUUAGUCGAAGCUGACACUCAAAUGGUACAUCCAGUUAGACCUAAAUUAGAACCUAGCGGACACAUCUCGAGUGAGGAUCAACUUUACAAGCUCACCGAUUUUGUGUCCUUUCUUGAAAAUUGAGUUUAAAGUUAUAAUAAAGUUAUAAUCAAGUA
Onthophagus taurus is the source of this 719-nucleotide messenger RNA. RefSeq names its product COP9 signalosome subunit 8 (gene CSN8). NCBI's taxonomy places the organism in Eukaryota, Metazoa, Arthropoda, Insecta, Coleoptera, Scarabaeidae. Gene Ontology annotation, biological process: COP9 signalosome assembly; protein deneddylation. Gene Ontology annotation, cellular component: COP9 signalosome. The record is from RefSeq and is a predicted model, not a curated record.